Messenger RNA from Oryctolagus cuniculus (rabbit), 5312 nucleotides. NCBI's taxonomy places the organism in Eukaryota, Metazoa, Chordata, Mammalia, Lagomorpha, Leporidae. The record is from RefSeq and is a predicted model, not a curated record.
GACAGAAAACUAGGAGCGCACGCACUCACGGGGUUAUUAUUAAUGGCUGCUAACAGCGCGUCUUGAUCGGAACGCGUCGGAAAUGCUUAAACCCUGAACUCUCGGUGACGCUCCCCGUAGCGCGCCUGGUCGGUCGCUGCGGAAGGUGCUCGGGGCAGCGGAAGGAGCUCGCCGAGCCUUCUCUGUGCACGUGCGUCUGAGCACAGUGCAGAGGGCGCCGGCCAGGUCUCUCCAGCGGGGAGGUGGGGAAGUGGUGAACUGGGAUUGUAGAGUCUGAGUGACAGGCCUGGGCUGUGGCCACAGUGACCACUGGCGUCAGAAGACGGAUUUCGUGGAUCCCUUGACAGAAGGACCGGAGACUCACUGCCUGUGGGGGGCCUGGACCAAGACAGCAGCAGGCCCGCCCUGGAAUGAGCGCGAGCGCAUCUGGGGAACCUUCCAUGACGAUGCCAGGGGACCGUCUGUGGUGAUGGCCCGCCUGUGACAGCACGGUCCAGCAGGGCAGGGUCUUCAGCAGCAGAGCGCACCUGGCCGCUCGUCAGGGAAAGCAGCCGGCCCGUUUCUGAGCAGCCUCCGGGCCGCCGGGGGCUCCCGACCAGACUUCCUGCAGCCUCGGGCGCCCAAGGCCACGUGGGUUGUCUGCCUGGACCUGCUUGAGGUGGCAGACGACAGGGAGCGAGCCGGAGUGACGGUCACCCCAGAAGUCGCAUGCGUGUACUCCACGCUUCAAGCCCGCCAUGGAUGAUGGGUACCGAAACAGCCCGAACCUCUACCACGGAGCGAGGGACGUAGCUGGCGAGGCGGCCAGGCAGUCCUGGAACCAAGGCAUGGAGGGCUCCAGUUACCAGGACGGCUACGAGGGCUACUACCGCGGCAACGAAUCGAACCCGGAAGAAGACGCGCAGAGUGACGUCACCGAGGGCCAUGAUGAGGACGACGAGAUCUACGAGGGCGAGUACCAGGGCAUCCCCCACCCGGACGACGCCAAGGCCAAGCAGGCCAAGAUGGCGCCCGCCAGGGGGGACAGCCUCCGGGGCCGGGCGGACCUGCUGGCCGAGAGGAUGGAAGACGAGGAGCAGCUGGCCCACCAGUACGAGACCAUCAUUGACGAGUGCGGCCACGGGCGCUUCCAGUGGACUCUCUUUUUCGUCUUGGGCUUGGCCCUCAUGGCCGACGGGGUGGAGGUGUUUGUGGUGAGCUUUGCCCUGCCCAGCGCAGAGAAGGACAUGUGUCUGUCCAGCGCGAAGAAGGGCAUGCUGGGGCUGAUAGUCUACCUGGGGAUGAUGGCCGGGGCCUUCGUGCUGGGGGGCCUGGCCGACAAGCUGGGCAGGAAGCGAGCCCUCAGCAUGGCUCUGGCCGUCGGUGCCUCCUUUGCCUCCCUCUCCUCCUUCGUGCAGGGAUACGGAGCCUUCCUCUUCUGCCGACUCCUCUCCGGCAUCGGCACAGGGGGCUCCCUGCCGAUCGUCUUUGCCUAUUUCUCGGAGUUCCUGUCUCGGGAGAAGCGGGGCGAGCACCUCAGCUGGCUGGGCAUGUUCUGGAUGACGGGGGGCAUCUACGCGUCCGCCAUGGCCUGGAGCAUCAUCCCUCACUACGGCUGGGGCUUCAGCAUGGGGACGCACUACCACUUCCACAGCUGGAGGGUGUUCGUCAUCGUCUGCGUGCUGCCCUGUGUCCUGUCCUUGCUGGCCCUGCAGUUCAUGCCGGAGAGCCCCCGCUUUCUGCUGGAGAUGGGCAAACACGACGAGGCCUGGAUGAUCCUGAAACGCGUCCAUGACACGAACAUGCGGGCCAAGGGGGCCCCCGAGAAGGUGUUCACGGUUUCCAACAUCAAGACGCCCAAGCAGAUGGACGAGUUCAUCGAGAUCCAGAGUGCGACAGGAACCUGGUACCAGCGCUGGCUGGUCAGGUUCAAGACCACGUUCAAGCAGGUCUGGGACAACGCUCUGUACUGCGUGAUGGGGCCGUACAGGACGAACACACUGAUCCUGGCUGUGGUCUGGUUCUCCAUGGCUCUCAGCUACUACGGGCUGAUCGUCUGGUUCCCUGACAUGAUCCGCUACUUCCAAGACCAAGAGUACAAGUCUAAGAUGAAGGUGUUUUUCGGCGAGCACGUGUAUGGUGCCACGAUCAACUUCACCAUGGAAAACCAGAUCCACCAGCACGGGAAGCUUGUGAAUGACAAGUUCACGAAGAUGCACUUCAAGCACGUGCUGUUCCGGGACACCGUCUUUGACGAGUGCUACUUUGAAGACGUCACUUCUACUGACACGUAUUUCAGAAACUGCACCAUUGAGUCGACCGUCUUCUAUAACACAGACCUGGACGAGCACAAGUUCAUCAACUGCCGCUUCGUCAACACCACCUUCCUGGAGCAGAAGGAGGGCUGCCACAUGGACCUGGAGGAGGACAACGACUUCCUGGUCUACCUCGUCAGCUUCCUGGGCAGCCUCUCCGUCCUGCCCGGGAACAUCAUCUCGGCACUGCUCAUGGACAGAGUCGGCAGGCUCAAGAUGAUUGGCGGCUCCAUGCUCAUCUCCGCGCUCUGCUGCUUCUUCCUCUUCUUCGGCAACAGCGAGUCCGCCAUGAUCGGCUGGCAGUGCCUGUUCUGCGGGACCAGCAUCGCGGCCUGGAACGCCCUGGACGUGAUCACCGUGGAGCUGUACCCCACCAACCAGAGGGCCACAGCCUUUGGCAUCCUCAAUGGAUUAUGCAAGUUUGGCGCCAUCCUGGGAAACACCAUCUUUGCUUCCUUCGUGGGGACCACCAAAGUGGUCCCCAUCCUCCUGGCCGCCGCUUCUCUGGUUGGGGGUGGCCUGGUUGCCCUCCGGCUGCCCGAGACGCGAGAGCAGGUCCUGAUGUGACCACCCGUGGGGACAGGAGAGGCCGAGAGCAUCGCGGACGCAGCCCCGCUUCCUGCCCUCCCCUGUCCAGCGGCCGCCUCGGACAGCGGGGGGAGUCGGUUUUGUGAAUCCUCGUUUAGGACCCUCGUCGUAUGUCUGUAACUCAGGGGACGGAUUUGGGGGUGCCCUCGCUGCAUCUCGUCUUGGAUCCCCCCAGCCAAGGCACCUGGAGGAGCCUGCAGUGAGGGCACACAUGAGCCUUCCCCCCCGUGAGGGGCGAGACCCUCUUGUGUUUCCAAAUGUGGGGCUGAGACGCGCUGAGCUCCUUCUUGGAGCUCAGGCCGGAGGCUGGAGCCAUCCCGAGUACAGGAUAUAUUUUUGCACUUCGCGGUAUCACCUGUCACAUUUCCCACUUGAAAACUGGCGUGCUAGCAUCGAAGACACCUGAUGUAGAGACGCAGUGUUUGAGCCGUAUCCACAGAGCUUGACUCCGCUCCUGAACGCCCGGCGAUCGGGGCUACACGCAGGGUCGCAUUCUCCCCGUCGUGCUCUGUGGGCGGACACUGAUGGGGUCGGCAGUCCACAAACCCAGACUGUGCGCAAGGACAUGUGGACUGUGUCCCCACACACGGAGUCUGGAACUGUGACAGCACUUCAGCCGUAUUUCGGGAGCACUUGGUGUUGGAGGCCCCGGUCGCUGGGUCAGGUCGGGUGGCACACCAGCCACUUUCUCAAAGCCAUGGCACUUGCUGUCGGCCGGUGCCCACAGCACACUCGCCUCGCACACUGAGCCAGGCGCUUCUCCUUGGCUGCGUGCGGUAACAGCUCAUGUAGGCCACACGGGGACUCCAGCUCAUCCUGGCCCUGGCAUUGGCUUUGCCAGUGGUGUUCAGGUGUUCAGGGAGUGGCCUGUGGCCCUCUGUUUGCAGCGAGGAGAUGACACAGGGGGUGAGGGGGGUUGGGGGGGCACAGCCGGUGUAAACUCUUAGGGUUUUUCUCAGCAGCCAGGCAUGGUCCAUGUUUGCAACAUGGUCAGUUAGUGGGGGACAUCCGCGCCCCAUGUCCUGCUCCAGCUCUUUUGAAAGGCAAGCCAUCAGCAUGGGACGCAGGAAACGUGUAGAUGCCACACGUGUUUUUCUCCAGUGCCCUGAGAAAACUCUGCCCUGAGGUCCAGUUUGGAACCUGCACAGUGGGGUGGGUGGGGGUGAGGAGCCGGGUCAGGCUGCCCCGGCCAGCCUCAGCCAUAGAAGAAGUGUGACUCCGUGGGUCAGGAGCCACGUUUGGUCCAGCGGGGAACGGACGCCGGGCUCCGUGCUCCUGCCGCUCCCUGCAGGUGAGCCCUCCCCGGGCCUGGUGAGCACCGCCCGCAAGGACUCAUGCCGGGAGCUGCUCUGCUCCAGCCACCGUAAAUCGCCACGCUUUCUCUGUCUGGAGCGUGCCGAGCGUGGCCCCUGUGGCAGCGUGGGGCCUCCCCUCCGUGGCUGUCCUGGCGCACUGGUGGGAGCCGCCCCUCCCCUGAAGUGAGGCCAGCGCCAGUUCCGACCUGACACUGGAGUCCCCGUACGUGCGUGUGAACAUGCCCCCGUGUACUGACGUGUCCCACGGCGUGCUGUGGUGGACACUUAGCGUGACGCCAUGUUGACGGCGGGAGCCAAUGUGAUGCGGCUGUCACGCGCUUGCGUAGGCUCACGGGAGAGCCGUGGGCGCGCGGGGUUCCCACCUCCCUCCCAAGGCUGCUCCUCACGAGGCGGCAGAAUGCAGUGUAGCCGCCACUCAAGGAAUGUGCAGCAUGGCCACAGCCUGCGUUUCUGGCUACGAUGCGCCUGUCCUUCUAAAGUCUGACCAUUUCUGAGGGCGGGUGGCGGCCCUGGUGGCUGGGUUGGCUCUGGUUUGCCAGCUCUGACGCCUUGUAGCUCCUGCAGCAGACCCCCGACGGACCGUGGUCAGUUCCACCCGUCCAUCCCGCAGGCCUGUAGAGGGUGCAGCCGUGGUCUACAGCCUUUCCGAGCCAGUGUCACCCGGCACCGGAGCCUGGCCGCUUUUUCACGCUGUCCCACUGAGAUACACGCACCUUACACACCAUCCCUGGGGCAGGUACUGCGGGAGAACGUGCUCCACCCGCCCGUCCGCUUCUUAUUCAUUCCUCGUUGACCUUGAGGAACUCCCGUGGCAUCUGUGCAGGGCGGGACGGAUGGGCUGCCCGCCGGGCACGCCUGCUCCCCGAGCCCAGUUUGGGGGUGUUGCUUUCGGUGGUUUCGACUGUGUUGUGUCAUCUCCUGAUGCUGAGUUUUGGUUUUUGUUUCAUUAAAAAUAAUUAGUGACAGAGGCGUGCCUGUUGGUGAUGUUUCUAGCACGUUUGCCUGAUGUCAUGUAACGAAUAACCCGGUUCCCAGCGCCCCCAGGUGCUCUGUGUUCCUGAAGAAUCACAAUAAACACACCCGCGUGCAAACUGAGGGCUGCGGUUGGAGGCUA